AUGUUGGUCUUCAGUCUAGUGUUGGCCAGUAACGAUCAAGUGAAUCUUCAAGAAAUAAAUAAUUUCCUCUUCGCUGCUCCUGGACACAACAUCACUCUGCCCUGUUUCAACAAAGAUGUGGAGUUUAGAGAAACAUAUUAUUGUGCAGUGGCUCAUCAAAUCGAGUUGUUGGCGUCUGUUCACGUCUUUGUAAAGACUUUGAACCCUGGACUCGGCAUCCAUCAAACAGCGUCAGAACCAGUGGAAGCAGGACGCGCUCUGGUCCUUCGCUGUGAGGUUGAUUCUGGAACGUGUCUGGGGCCACACAGGGUCCAUUGGUUCAGACAGUCUGAAAAGUCUGCAGCAGUGCUCUACGGCAAGGAUCAGUGCCAGAGCGACAAAAUAAACCCGACAAACUCCUGCUUCUACAACCUCCACAUUCAUAACAUGAGCUCAGGGCAAACUGGGACGUACUACUGCGCUGUGGACCUCUGUGGACAGGUCCUGUUUGGGAACAGAACCGAAGUCAGGAUCAGGGAAGUCUCAGACAUGUUGGUCUUUGUCUUGAGUGGAGUGUCUGUGUUCAGCACCAGUCUGGUUGUUGGACUCUCUUUCUGCUUGUGCACAAAUAACAACAUAGACAAAUCCGUGAAAGGUGCUGCAGCUAAGGCAAAGGAUGUUCCCAAACGUCUGCAGUACAAGGCCACAGAGCAGGUGAACAGAAGGAGACAGUCACAUGACACAUGGAGCGAGUGUGUCUACUUCAGUGUGGAGCAGUGA
Messenger RNA from Knipowitschia caucasica, 759 nucleotides. The record is from the annotation of a GenBank genome assembly. Lineage: Eukaryota; Metazoa; Chordata; Actinopteri; Gobiiformes; Gobiidae.